Messenger RNA from Schistocerca piceifrons (Central American locust), 1422 nucleotides. RefSeq names its product facilitated trehalose transporter Tret1-like. Gene Ontology annotation, biological process: transmembrane transport; carbohydrate transport. The record is from RefSeq and is a predicted model, not a curated record. The coding region runs from base 1 to 1422 and encodes 473 amino acids. NCBI's taxonomy places the organism in Eukaryota, Metazoa, Arthropoda, Insecta, Orthoptera, Acrididae. Gene Ontology annotation, molecular function: sugar transmembrane transporter activity. Gene Ontology annotation, cellular component: membrane. The transcript is spliced from 6 exons.
AUGUCUGCAGAAGAAGCCACGGCGACGCCGCUGAGGGUGGCAGAAGCUCCUUCCGGAAAAAAGAAAGGCGAUGGUGGCGCCGGCGGAGGACGCGGCGGUGUCAGGAAACAGUACAUCGCUGCCAUAGCCGCCAACCUCUCGGCGGUGGCUGCCGGCGCCGUGCUGGGCUGGUCGUCGCCGGCGCUGGUGCGCAUGCCGCUGAACGCGGAGCAGCAGUCGUGGGCCGGCUCUCUGGUGGCGGUGGGGGCGACGCUGGGCCCGUGGGCCGGCGGCUGGGCGACGGGCCGCGUGGGGCGGCGCGGAGCGCUGCUGUGGGGGGCGCUGCCCUACCUGCUGGGCUGGGCGCUGCUGAUGGGCGGCCUCGCCUCCUUCUGGCUGCUGCUCGCCGCCAGGGUGCUGCUCGGCGUCGCCGUCGGUGUCACCUUCACCGCGCUGCCCAUGUACGUCGCAGAGAUAGCAGAGGCGUCGGUGCGCGGCGCGCUGGGGUCGCUGCUGCAGCUGGAGGUAUCGGUGGGCAUGCUGCUCAUCUACGUGGUGGGUCCCUACGUGACGUACCACGCGCUGGCCGCGGUCUGCGUCGCCGUGCCCGCCGUCUUCGCCGCCGUCUUCUUCACCCGACCCGAGUCGCCCUACUUCUUCCUCUACCAGGGCAACGACGAGGCCGCCGAGCGGGCGCUGCGGGCCGUCCGCGGAGACGACGAGGACAUAUCCGCCGAGUUCAGCGACAUGCAGGAGGCAGUGGAAGACGCGAAGAAGAACGAGGCGUCGUUCCGCGACCUGGUGUCGACGCGGGGCAACGUGCGCGCCCUCUACCUGACGCUGGGGCUGAUGACGUUCCAGCAGCUGUCCGGCAUCAACGCGAUGCUGUUCUUCGGCGAGGCCAUCUUCAAGAUGACGGGCAGCAGCAUCGACAGCAGCGUCUCGCUCAUCAUCGUCGGCAUCGUAAUGCUGGCCGCGUCGUGCACCACGCCGCUGCUCGCCGACCGCCUCGGCCGCAGGAUCAUGCUCAUCGCCUCCGCCAUCGGCAUGUGCAUCUCACAGGUUGUCCUGGCAAUAUAUUUCCAAAUGGCUUCAUCAGGAAAAGAUGUCUCAUCGCUGGGCUGGCUUCCUGUAACGACAUUCGUCAUGUACAUUGCCGUCUACCCACCUGGCUUCGGCGCGCUGCCGUGGGCCGUGAUGAGCGAGCUGUUCCCGGCCAACGUGAAGAGCGUGGCGUCGUCGCUGUCGGCGUCGGUGUGCUGGUUCCAGUGCUUCCUCAUCACCAAGUUCUUCGCGGACCUGGUGGCCGCUGUCGGAGAGGCGGCGCCCUUCUUCGGCUUCGGCGCCUGCUGCGUUGCGGCCGCCCUCUUCGUCUACUUCCUGCUGCCCGAAACCAAGGGCCGCACCCUCGAGGAGAUACAGGACAUCCUCAACUCGCGGUAG